This is a messenger RNA of Xenopus tropicalis (tropical clawed frog), 3623 nucleotides long. RefSeq names its product 3'-phosphoadenosine 5'-phosphosulfate synthase 2 (gene papss2). NCBI's taxonomy places the organism in Eukaryota, Metazoa, Chordata, Amphibia, Anura, Pipidae. The record is from RefSeq and is a predicted model, not a curated record. The transcript is spliced from 13 exons. Gene Ontology annotation, molecular function: ATP binding; sulfate adenylyltransferase (ATP) activity; adenylylsulfate kinase activity. Gene Ontology annotation, biological process: sulfate assimilation; 3'-phosphoadenosine 5'-phosphosulfate biosynthetic process. Bases 96 to 1961 code for a protein of 621 amino acids.
ACUUUGCUACGUGUCUCCAGCCUAUAAUACCCGCCUGCAGCCGCUGGGUCUGCACUCUCCCGGCUCUACCGUCCUGCCUGCCGCAUCCAACCAGCAUGUCCCAAACGGGCCACAUAUUACGAUCCACAAAUGUGGUUUACCAGUCGCACCACGUCAGCAGGAGCAAAAGAGGGCAAGUUGUAGGCACCAGAGGCGGCUUCCGUGGCUGCACCGUGUGGCUGACAGGUCUUUCCGGAGCAGGUAAAACAACACUAGGCUUUGCUUUGGAGGAAUACCUGGUCACUCAUGCCAUCCCCUGCUACUCUCUCGAUGGCGACAACAUUCGCCAUGGGCUGAACAAGAACCUGGGCUUCUCUUCAGAGGACAGAGAGGAAAAUAUUCGGCGUAUUGCUGAGGUUGCCAAGCUGUUUGCAGACGCUGGUCUGGUCUGUAUCACCAGCUUCAUCUCUCCUUACACCAAGGAUCGGGAGGACGCAAGAAAGGUUCAUGAAUCUGCCGGCCUCCCAUUUUUUGAGAUCUUUGUUGAUGCCCCUCUGAAUAUCUGUGAAAGCCGAGACGUGAAGGGUUUGUACAAGAAGGCCAGAGCUGGAGAAAUUAAGGGAUUCACGGGAAUUGACUCUUUAUAUGAGAAGCCAGAGGCCCCCGAACUUGUGCUGAAGACUAACGUCCAUUCUGUGAAUGACUGUAUCCAGCAGAUUGUGGAGCUGUUGCAGGAACGGGCGAUUGUCCCAUCGGGAGCGACGAAAGAAGUCCAUGAACUGUUUGUUCCAGAGAACAAGUUGAAUGAGGUUAAGCGGGAAGCUGAGACUUUGCCGUCAGUAGGGAUCAAUAAGGUUGACCUGCAGUGGGUGCAAGUUCUGAGCGAAGGUUGGGCCACUCCCCUCAGGGGCUUCAUGCGCGAGAGCGAAUAUCUACAGGUUCUUCACUUCGACACUCUCUUAGAUGACUGGAACCAUAACUUAUACAGCAAGUUCAAUGGAGGAACCAUUAAUAUGAGUAUCCCCAUUGUGCUGCCCGUCUCCGCCGAGGACAAGGAGCGACUGGCCAACGUUGAUGCCAUUGCGCUCAAAUAUGAAGGCAAAAAUGUGGCGAUUUUGCGCAACCCGGAAUUCUUUGAGCACAGGAAGGAAGAGAGGUGUGCCCGGGUCUGGGGUACCACUUGCGCCAAGCACCCCCAUAUUAAGAUGAUAAUGGAAAGUGGUGAUUGGCUCGUUGGGGGAGACCUAGAAGUCCUGGAGAGGAUCAGAUGGGGGGAUGGUUUGGAUCAGUACCGCCUCACACCGCUGGAAUUAAAGCAGAGAGCAAAGGACAUGAAUGCAGAUGUUGUAUUCUGUUUCCAGCUGCGCAAUCCCGUGCAUAACGGACACGCAUUGCUCAUGCAGGACACCCGGCGCCACCUGCUGUCCAGGGGUUACAAGUGCCCCGUUCUCUUGCUUCAUCCCCUCGGGGGUUGGACAAAGGACGACGAUGUGCCUUUGGACUGGCGUAUGAAGCAGCACGAUGCUGUGCUGGAGGAGGGGGUCCUGGAUCCCAAGACCACCAUUGUGGCCAUCUUCCCAUCCCCAAUGCUCUAUGCCGGACCCACCGAGGUUCAGUGGCACUGCAGGGCCCGGAUGAUUGCGGGGUCCAACUUCUACAUUGUUGGCCGUGACCCAGCGGGAAUGCCUCACCCGGAGACCAAGCAGGAUCUGUAUGAAGUGACACACGGGGGCAAGGUGCUGAGCAUGGCCCCCGGCCUGACAUCUGUCGAGAUCAUUCCAUUCAGAGUCGCCGCGUACAAUAAAAAGAAUAAAGCCAUGGAGUUUUAUGACAAGGAAAGACACGAUGAGUUCGACUUCAUCUCCGGCACUCGAAUGAGGAAACUGGCCCGGGAAGGUCAGAACCCACCCGACGGCUUCAUGGCCCCCAAAGCCUGGAAAGUCCUAACUGAUUAUUACUGCUCCUUGGAGAAGAACUGUUGACUCUGAAGCCGCGCCGGAGAGAUUGUAGCCUCGUUAUUUUCUAACUAACAAUUAUUUUAUACGCCAAUUAGUACACAAAUCAAUUUUUAUCUUUGCAAUGCUUCUUUCAAUGGCUCUUUUUGUACUAAAUUGAAACGCGCCGGCUAGAUAUGGCGUUGGUGCCCAUAAAUCUCAGUACGUAGAUACAAUGUGCAAUGGAAUCUAAGGCAAAAGUAGGGUCGGACUGGGCCGGUGGGGCACCGGGAUAAAACCCAUUGGGCCCCAACCUUCAUGGGCCGACCCAGGCCUGCCCCCCCCAUGAUAACUGUGGGCGCCCGCGUUCCCCCUUCCAUGAUGCCCACAAGUAGGAAGUGCGGUACAUGGUGGGGGGUAAAGGGGACAUAGAAGCUUUGGACUGUGGUGAGGGCCCCCCGCUGGCAGCCCCGAUGAGUCCAACACUUAGCAAAAGUCAUAAAGUUCAUGUUCGACUGGGGAUACCUUAGCCGUGUCUCGCCCCAGAGCUUACGCUCACCUAUUAAUUGUAUUCAUGGUUAAAACAAAUCUCUUUAUAGGAGAUUAUAUGGAGCAUGAGGGGACUCCAGCUACCUAUAACUGCCCCGUGACGUGCCACAUCCUUCAGCGGGCACAGCACAACCAACCCCAAUGCAGCACAAUGCCAGUGCCUUCCAUGUUGGUACAUUCCAGAUGCAGCACAAUGCCAGUGCCUUCCAUGUUGGUACAUUCCAGAUGCAGCACAAUGCCAGUGCCUGCCAUGUUGGUACAUUCCAGAUGCAGCACAAACCCACCUCAACCCUGGGAAACAGGCAAAUGCCUUAUCAUAUUUAUUGUAGCGUCUUAAUUCUUACCCAGAUUUAUAUUUGUACAAUUAUAUAAUCCCUAGAACACAUGGGAAGAAUUACAUGGUAAUAGAAGAUAUUUUUUAAAAAAAAUGUAAUUUAAUCCUUUCAAACAGGGUAUUAUCAGGGGAAAUCACAUGGAAUAUUUAGGCCGCAGGACAUGGCAAUUUUUUCGUUUUGUUUUUACCCCAGUAAUAUGUGAAAAUGCUUUAAUAUGAGAUUUGUAUGUUUUUUAUCUUUGUGUGAAUUAUUUAAACCUCCUCAUAUGUAACGAUGGACCAAAUGUGCGCCCCAGUGCUCUUACUUGCCCUUUACUGUUCUGUCUGUGCCUUUCUGAAGGGGUUAAAUUGUAAAUGUCUUAAUUAAAUGUGGAAUUUUAGCCAAAAAUGGGUGCUACCACACACUUAUAUAGGGGUUGGCAACUUCCACCACAGGGGCAGGACUGGGGAAUAGGGGGGUCCUGGGACAGUAAGGAUGGAGCCCUUAUUAAUGGGAGGUUGCCCGUUCCGUAGUUAAUCAGCCAGCCAUGCACAGAGAUUCCCAUUCCUGCAGGGGGCGCUGCUACUGCCUAAUGCUGUAACAGAACUCUUGGGUGACCAUGAAGGAUAAUGCAGAACUGCUUGCUAUGUAUAGUAGUUUGAUUACACUUUCAUCAGAAUCAUUUUUGUAGCUGAUUUUUUAUUGUAAAGAAAUCUAUUUAUUAUGGACAAGACAGGACUCUUGUGUCUUUUUAAGAUAUUGAUACCUUUAUGCUUUAUAAUGUGCCCCCCUAUAGAUGUGAUACGAAUGCUCACAUUUCAUAUAGAAUAAAUAUUUCUGUAUUCAA